AUGAAACUAUUCAGCAGCGAGACAUCAAGACUGACAAGACUUUACAAGAUCAACAUCCUGGAAAAGACAAACAUGGCCAGCAAGCUUGCUCAGCCCAAAGCAGAGGAAUCACAGCUCAGGAUUGUGGUUGUUGGGAAAACUGGAGUUGGCAAGAGUGCAUCAGGAAACACCAUCUUGAUGAGAAAAGCCUUUAAAUCUAAGCUGUCCUCUUCCUCACUGACAUCACAUUGUCAAAAGCAAACAGCAGUGAUUGGUGGACAAACACUGGAAGUUAUUGAUACUCCAGGUCUGUUUGACACUGGAAGACAACAUGAGGAAGUGGUGACAGAGAUUGGGAGAUGUAUCACAAUGGCUGCUCCUGGUCCUCAUGUGUUCCUGGUUGUGAUCCAGCCAAAUAGAUUCACAAAAGAAGAACAAGAAACAGUGAAAAUCAUUCAGAAGAUGUUUGGAGAACAGGCAGCACGUUACACAAUGGUCUUGUUCACACAUGGAGAUGAUCUGAAGGAGGAAGGAGUCUCCCCAGAUGAAUUCAUUGGGAAAAAUCCAGCUCUUCAUAAUUUCAUCAAGCAGUGUCAUGGAGGAUACCAUGUUUUUAAUAACAGAAACAAGGAUCCUUCUCAGGUCAGUCAGCUGCUGAAGAAGAUCAAUGCAAUGGUUCAGAGAAAUGGAGGAAGAUACUACACCAGUGAAAUGUUCUUAGAGGCUCAGAAGGCCAUAGAGGAAAAACUGAGAGUGGUGCUGGUGGGUCAGGAGAGAGUGGGGAAGAGUUCAGCAGGAAACACCAUCCUGGGAAAGAAGGAGUUUGACUGUAAGUUCAGUAGCACACCUGUGACACUGAGAAGUGAGAAGAGAGAAGGUUUUGUUCUGGAUCGCAGAGUCAGUGUGGUCGACACUCCUGGACUCUUCAGCACUGAGCUGAGUGAAGAGAAGGUGAGAGCAGAGCUGAUGAAAGCAGUAGAGCUGAGCUCUCCAGGUCCACACGUCUUCCUCCUCAUCAUCCAGCUCGGAAGAUUCACUGAACAAGAACAGAGAGGUCUGGAGACACUGAAGAUGAUGCUGUCCCCUGCAGUCACUCAUCGCACCAUGGUGCUGUUCACUUAUGGAGACCGACUGGAAGAUACCAACAUAGAACAGUUCAUCAGAGAAGAUAAGAACCUGCAGAAGCUGCUCAAGAAAUGUAGCGGCCAGUACCAUGUGUUCAACAACAGAGAGAUGGAAAACACUGAUCAGGUCAAAGAGCUCUUUGACAAAAUUGAUUCCAUCUUCAAGGGAGAAUAUUUCACUUUCCAGCCUGCAGAGGAAUCACAGCUCAGGAUUGUGCUUGUUGGGAAAACUGGAGUUGGCAAGAGUGCAUCAGGAAACACCAUCUUGAUGAGAAAAGAUUUUAAAUCUAAGCUGUCCUCUUCCUCACUGACAUCACGCUGUCAGAAGGAAAGAGCAGUGAUUGGUGGACAAACACUGGCUGUUAUUGAUACUCCAGGUCUGUUUGACACUGGAAGACAACAUGAGGAAGUGGUGACAGAGAUUGGGAGAUGUAUCUCAAUGGCUGCUCCUGGUCCUCAUGUGUUCCUGGUUGUGAUCCAGCCAAACAGAUUCACAAAAGAAGAAGAAGAAACAGUGAAAAUCAUUCAGAAGAUGUUUGGAGAACAGGCAGCACGUUACACAAUGGCCUUGUUCACACAUGGAGAUGAUCUGAAGGAGGAAGGAGUCACCCUGGAUGAAUUUAUUGGUCAAAAUCCAGCUCUUCAUAAUUUCAUCAAGCAGUGUCAUGGAGGAUACCAUGUUUUUGAUAACAGAAACAAGGAUCCUUCUCAGGUCAGUGAGUUGCUGAAGAAGAUCAAUGCAAUGGUUCAUAGAAAUGGAAGAAGAUACUACACCAAUGAAAUGUUCUUAGAGGCUCAGAAGGCCAUAGAGGAAAAAAUGAAACAACUCCAGAAGGAAAAUCCAAAUAUGACACAUGAAGUUGCAAGAAAAAGUGCAGAGGAAGACAACUCAUUCAUUUUCUUUCUUAAGGCCAUGGCUGCUGGAGCUGCUGCUGGAGGAGGUGUUGGGUUGGUUGGGGGUCCAGUGGGAGCUGCAGUAGGAGCUGUAGUAGGAGCUACAGUGGGAGCUCUAAGUGCAGUGGCAAAGAAGGCAUGUGUUAUUCAGUAA
Scomber japonicus (chub mackerel) is the source of this 2151-nucleotide messenger RNA. Its product is annotated as GTPase IMAP family member 8-like. NCBI's taxonomy places the organism in Eukaryota, Metazoa, Chordata, Actinopteri, Scombriformes, Scombridae. The transcript is spliced from 4 exons. The coding region runs from base 1 to 2151 and encodes 716 amino acids. The record is from RefSeq and is a predicted model, not a curated record. Gene Ontology annotation, molecular function: GTP binding.